AGUGAGAGUCGCGUGCCACUCGCUCCAUUUGAAUUCAGAAACUCGUGUGCCUUGGCGAGUGCAGGUCGUGUGCGCAUCCCUCAAGUCCGUCCCCUUCGAAAAGAACAUGAAGAGGAACAUCAGUGACAUGGAUUCAGAUUGUGAUGACGUCUUUGGAGAUGAUUCCAAAGGAACACCUACGCAGAGCAAUGAUAGUUGUCAAAUGCUUAAUCGAAAAAGAAGACGUGGGAUUAUUGAAAAACGUAGAAGAGACAGAAUCAACAAUUCGUUAUCCGAACUCAGAAGACUUGUACCUGCAGCGUUCGAAAAACAGGGAUCAGCAAAACUUGAAAAAGCAGAAAUUCUACAGUUGACAGUGGAUCAUUUGAAAAUGUUACAUGCAAAAGGCUUCGAUGCGCUAUCAUUUGAUCCUCACAAGUUUGCCAUGGACUAUCACAACAUUGGUUUUCGCGAAUGUGCUUCAGAAGUUGCUCGAUACCUGGUAGCCAUCGAAGGAUUGGACUUACAAGACCCUCUAAGAGUCCGGCUUAUGAGUCAUCUCCAAUGUUACUCUGCCCAAAGAGAACUAUCUUUGAAAACUUCAGUGCAGCAUCCUUGGAAUCCAUCUACUUUCGGUGCCACUCUCCCUCCUGCACCAACACCUCAGUACCCAGGUCCGUCCGCCUCUAUGGGACCACAAGUGACCGAACCUCCCCUUCAAAGUUCUUACAAUUGCUCAGAACCGCCAAGACUCGCACACACCAUGGACAAUGCUUUUGGUUCAGCUGGACAUUAUCCACGCGUUACGACAAAUGCACCACAAGUAAAUACCUCAACAGCACAAACUAGUGUUGCACUUGUACAACAUGGACCACCUGGACCUACCAUGGUACCUUCGUUACAACAAAUGUCUAGUUCUAAUCAAUAUCUAGGAGGACAUGGAUUCCCUAGUGGAAGCUAUAGCAGUUCAGGAGCUUUUAAUCAACAUGCAAGUUCAACAGGUAGGCCGUACAGGCCUUGGGGAGCAGAAUUAGCUUAUUAAUUAAAUUCCUAUUUCAAUAUUGUUGACAUCUGUAAAUAAUUCACCAGAAUCUGCAAUAUAAGUGGAUUGUAAUGAAAAGCACUGUUCCAUAUUAUGCAUUUUUGGUAUGUUUAGUAAGCAUGUAUAGAUUAAUAUGCAGCCGAUAUACAUAGAUAUUUAUUACAUAUCCCUGAGAUGAGACUUAAUACCACAUUUUUCUUAAAUCAUGGAUAUCAACUACCUUAAAGGGAAGAUCGACAAUCAAGAAAAAAUUCGAGGGAAUUUCAAAUAAUGCAUGAUUAUCGGAAAAUAAUUUUUAUUUGAGAAAAAAAUGUUAUAGAAAUCGGAUGACAAUAUUUUUAUUCUUUAAAAUAUAUUUCUCUUUGAAAUUUUUCAGGAAAGCUGACCUCUAAAAUAUUCAUAUUAUUUUUUGCACAAACGAACAAUACAAACAAGAUAUAAAAAUACCAAACAACCAUGUUCUUUAAAAGUUUUAUCAGAACUUUUGCAGCUAUAUUAACUUUAUGGAUUUGAUUGAUCCCAUUUAGAAAGAUUUGUUUUAUUUGAAUAAAAACUGAAAUAAAAAUAGCCAACUCUUCCAAUUAAGAAUUAUUUUUAA
Argiope bruennichi is the source of this 1619-nucleotide messenger RNA. RefSeq names its product hairy/enhancer-of-split related with YRPW motif protein-like. Gene Ontology annotation, biological process: regulation of neurogenesis; regulation of transcription by RNA polymerase II; anterior/posterior pattern specification. The record is from RefSeq and is a predicted model, not a curated record. The transcript is spliced from 5 exons. Gene Ontology annotation, cellular component: nucleus. The coding region runs from base 107 to 1021 and encodes 304 amino acids. Gene Ontology annotation, molecular function: protein dimerization activity; RNA polymerase II cis-regulatory region sequence-specific DNA binding; DNA-binding transcription factor activity, RNA polymerase II-specific. Lineage: Eukaryota; Metazoa; Arthropoda; Arachnida; Araneae; Araneidae.